This is a messenger RNA of Anguilla rostrata (American eel), 2994 nucleotides long. RefSeq names its product protein phosphatase 2 phosphatase activator (gene ptpa). Gene Ontology annotation, biological process: mitotic spindle organization. Lineage: Eukaryota; Metazoa; Chordata; Actinopteri; Anguilliformes; Anguillidae. The record is from RefSeq and is a predicted model, not a curated record. The transcript is spliced from 10 exons. Gene Ontology annotation, cellular component: nucleus; cytoplasm; protein phosphatase type 2A complex. The coding region runs from base 142 to 1113 and encodes 323 amino acids. Gene Ontology annotation, molecular function: protein tyrosine phosphatase activator activity; peptidyl-prolyl cis-trans isomerase activity.
UUAAACUUUAAAGAUCUUAUUAUGUCCAUCAGUUUACUGAGUUCUAAUGCUAUUAUCUCAAAAAGUACGACAUGAUUAAUUUGCAUUGCUGUUACUGCAUGCGAGUAAAAGUUGCUGCAGCACAGUUGUGCAGAAUCACCGAUGGACAUCGUAAACGGAUGGGGCUCCUCCCCUGAAGAUGACAAGCCGCCCCUCCCCGUCAAUUUCGACUUCAUGUUGCCCAAGAAAGAGAUCAGCAUGGUUCCGGACAUGGGCAAAUGGAAACGUUCCCAGGCCUAUGCGGAUUACAUGGGGUUCAUCCUGACGCUGAACGAGGGGGUGAAGGGGAAGAAGCUGACCUGUGAAUACUCGGUGUCAGAGACUAUAGAGAAGCUCCUCUCAUUGCUGGACACACUGGACCGCUGGAUCGAUGAGACCCCGCCCGUGGACCAGCCCUCCCGAUUCGGGAACAAGGCCUACAGGACCUGGUACGCCAAGCUGGACCAGGAGGCAGAAGCCCUGGUGGCUGCAGUCAUCCCCGCAGACUGCAGUGCUGCUGCUCCAGAGAUCGCCGUGUAUCUGAAAGAGUCCGUGGGGAACUCCACCAGGAUAGACUACGGCACAGGCCAUGAGGCUGCGUUUGCUGCCUUCCUGUGCUGCCUGUGUAAGAUCGGGGCGCUCCGAGUGCAGGACCAGCUCUCCAUCGUGUUCAAGGUGUUCGACAGGUACCUGAUAGUUAUGAGGAAGCUGCAGAAGACGUACAGGAUGGAGCCGGCCGGGAGCCAGGGGGUCUGGGGGCUCGACGACUUCCAGUUCCUGCCUUUCAUCUGGGGCAGCUCCCAGCUCAUAGAUCACCCGACCCUGGAGCCCCGACACUUCGUGGAGGAGAAGCUGGUGAACGAACACCACGCGGACUACAUGUUCCUGGAGUGCAUCAAGUUCAUUAACGAGAUGAAGACCGGCCCGUUUGCGGAGCAUUCGAACCAGCUGUGGAACAUCAGCGCCGUGCCCACCUGGUCCAAGGUCAACCAGGGACUCGUCCGAAUGUACAAGGCCGAGUGCCUGGAGAAGUUCCCUGUCAUUCAGCACUUCAAGUUUGGCAGCCUGCUCUCCAUUCAACCCGUAAAACCAUGAGAGAGGAAAGGGAGGGGUCGGCACGGGAGCUUGCCCCACCCACUGUGCCCCCAUGCUCCGCCCCCAGGGUACCGACCAUCACCCCUCAUUUAGAUGACCCCCUUUGCCACUUAGAGCUUCGGAAUGCUACGCCCACUCCUUUUUAUUUAUCAACUUUUUUAUGUUUUUGUUUUCUGGGGGGGUGCUCUUCAUUAACUGCACCUUCACAAUUCAUACUGUAUAACACAUGCAUAAGCCCUACACAAGAGAGACGUAACAGCCAUAUGAGGCGUUCGUAAAAUGCCUUUUUACAUGCUUGACAGUGCACUUUGAAGAUGAUGAUAAUCGGUAAAUUUCGGGCUAUUGAAAUAAAGUGCAUUGUGUAAACAUUGUAGUAUUUCACUGGGUGUAUUUGAGACAGUAUACAUUUAAUUCUAGCCAUACGGGAACUGAGUUCCAUGUAGGGCACUCAAACUUUACAGUGUUUUAAAAGUUUUACCAGUCGUGAUUUGCAAUGUGUGAAGCAUGCAAAAACGCACAAGUACUCUAUAUGGUGCUUAUACCGCUCUUUACCGUGCUUAUGAAUAUGCCAUGUAUGAGUUAUGAAGAUACAAUUAAUCUGCCUUACCUUUUUUUUAAAUUAUUAUUAUUCCUUUUGAAAUUUGUACCCAAAUCCUCCAAGACUUUUUUUUAUGUUUGAUGUGUGUGUGGUAGAAGAAGCAGUCGAGCAGUCACAGAAAAACUCCAGUACCGUGUGCAUAUUUAUACCUGUGUCUAUUUAUUGAGUUAGAUAUACAUGUACAGCAGGCUCUACGCGAGGCUGAGAGACGGUAGGAACGGCCUCGCUAGACGAACGCAUCAUAAUGGAGAGAAGAAAAAAAAACGCGGGUGGUGUGGUGUUUCCAUUUGUCUCACGACGUCUCCUGGUGACUAGGACUAGUGUGUCGCACACUUAAAAUGCACUUUUAGAAAUGGGGAGGUAGGGAGUUGGGUCUCCUGUUUGUGAUUUACGCAUUCCCCUACAUCAACCAAGAAUCUGAAGCCUGAUUGCUUCAGUCCCUUACUCUCCUGCAGAGAUUCAAAGAUGCAUUUUGCAUGAAGACUUUAAUCAAGACGGGGCAGGGAGGAGGCGAGCAUUGUAGUUGCAUUAUUAUUGUGAAAGUAAAAACUGUAUUUCAUUUAGUAUUGCCAUUUUUUCAUCAAAUGGAAUGUGACAAUAUUUGAAAUGAUAAUAAACGGUUGCUGAAAAAACCUUAUCCUAGCUAAAAUGAGUAGCUGAAAAUUAGAAACUGCUAUUUAACCGUAAAAAUUGUGGUUGAUGCUUCCGAUUUAUUUUAUGUCUUGAGUCUUCCAGCUGGCUGAUGUGGUGUCUUGGGCCCAAAAACCUGACAGGAUAGGCUGUCGAUGAAAAAAUGCAAGCACCCGACGAAAGCAAAAGUCUAAUGCUUGUUCUAGCGCGUCCUUGAAAGAUUAGCCUGUGGGAGCAGGGACGUAGUCCACAUUUUAUUUUGCCCAAUGCAGAAAUUUGGACACUUGGUGUAACUGUGUAUCCUGUGUAGCCCAUGUCUCACCGUUGACUCGCUCAUCCUCGUGUUUUAACAUUAUUUUUGACUUACCAGAUAUUCUGCUCGUUAAGAGGGUCCUAGCUAGGGGAACUGGAGUUUCGGUGCUAUCUUACAGCACACAGAAUGUCAACUGCCAACGCAUUGUCUUUAGUCAGCCGUAACUCUUAAAUAAUGAGCUGAGUAUCUGGUGUAUCUAUACAAUCUGGAAGCUAGAGUAAAUUCGCUAACGUGAUUGGGCUGGGAAGUGUCCUAUAAUAUAUAUAAUAUGAAUUAUAGCACACCAUUGGACGACCAAGCUAAAAGCGACAGAAGCUAUAGGCUAAAAAAAAAGGCCCGC